Messenger RNA from Centruroides sculpturatus (bark scorpion), 1744 nucleotides. RefSeq names its product receptor-type tyrosine-protein phosphatase R-like. Gene Ontology annotation, molecular function: protein tyrosine phosphatase activity. The coding region runs from base 125 to 964 and encodes 279 amino acids. Gene Ontology annotation, biological process: protein dephosphorylation. NCBI's taxonomy places the organism in Eukaryota, Metazoa, Arthropoda, Arachnida, Scorpiones, Buthidae. The transcript is spliced from 9 exons. The record is from RefSeq and is a predicted model, not a curated record.
AAAUAGGAGAGGAUCUAAUGCAUCUUUGACACUUGAUUUAAAUCGUUCACAAGAAAAUCUUCAUUGUGGCACACCGCCCAAAGAAUGUUCCACAGAAGAAUUUUUAUUAUCUGCUGGUAACAGAAUGACUCGUAAACAACUUCGCAAUUGUUUAAAGGAUGUUAAAGCUUUACAUGCAGAAUUCUGGGAAAUACCAAUGAAUCAUCCUGAAAAGGUUGAAAUCCCUGGUUCAGGAACUAAAAAUCGUUACAAGACAAUUAUGCCAAAUGAGAAAAGUAGAGUUUUGCUUUCUGAAGAUGAUGGUGAUCCUUUAUCAAGUUACAUUAAUGCAAAUUAUAUUCGUGGUUAUGAUGGAGAACCAAAAACAUACAUUGCAACUCAAGGACCUAUGGCUCAUACUGUUGAUGAUUUUUGGCUAAUGAUUUGGAAAGAAAAAGUGCCCAUUAUUGUUAUGAUUACAAAAUUAAAAGAAAAAAAUAAGGUGAAAUGUGAACCAUAUAUACCAGAUUAUUAUGGAUGUUAUGGUGGAAUUGAAGUAAAGGUGAUGAAGGUUGUUCCAAAAGAUGGAUAUACUAUUAGAGAACUAUUGUUAAAGCAUGAGGAAGAAAUGCAUCAAGUUCUUCAUUUCUGGUAUACAGCUUGGCCUGAUCAUAAAGCUCCAAGUACUGCUAAACAAUUGUUGUCUAUGGCUCUUGAAGUAGAAGCAUUUCGUCGUGAUAAUAAAGUUUCUAAAGGCCCAACUGUUGUUCAUUGCAGUGCUGGAAUAGGGAGAACAGGAUGCUUUAUUGCAACAAGUAUUGGAAUUCAGCAGCUUUGGGAAGAAAAUAUGGUUGACGUAUUAGGAAUAGUUUGUGCUCUCAGGUUAGACAGAGGUGGAAUGGUACAGACAGCUGAACAGUAUGAAUUUGUUCAUCAAGCUUUACAUUUAUUUGAACAUUCCAUACCUGAAAAAAUUGGAGAAUGAAAAAAUGAAUUUUUCAUGGAAUUGUUUAAAUAUUAAAUCAAGUAGCAUGAAUACAUCCUGUGCAAAGACUUCAAGUUUAUAAAUGAAGAAAGCCCAAGAGAUGAUAGAAAUACAACACAGCAAGCAUGUAUUAUUUUAUGUAUAUUAUAACCACAUAAGAAUGCAGUAGUAAUAAUUUUAAAAUCCAUUUGAUGUAUGUAUGUGUAACUAAAUAUAAAUAAUUAUGUAUUUAAAUUUUUUUGUUAUAACUUAACAUUCCAAAAACUUUGAUAUUAGUUUUUGCUUGAGAACUUUUUUUUUUUUGUUGUACUGAAGCCUUAAAGUUAUUUUAUAUUAUUUAGUUAUAGUAUAUUCCAUAUAAUAUUUAAAACAAUAUAAUGUAACUUACUUACUAGUAUGUAUUAUAGUCUGUACAAUAUUUCUUACUAUUUAUUGAAUUUAAGAAUUUUAGUGAUGGUUACAUAUCUUACAUAGUUGAUAAACAGAAUAGAAUUAUAAAAAAUAGCUAUAUUUAUAUUAUAAUAGAUUUGCUAUUGACACAUUCGAAUGCAGUGCUUAUGUAUAUAAUAUCUACAGAGUUUAGUUCUGUAAGCUAUUAUUACCAUUAUGAUUAUAAUUUAGAUCUGACAUGUGUGAUCUUUAAAACUAUUUUACUUCUAUUUACAAAUAUACAGCACAAGUUAUUUCCCAUAAUCGGGACCAAAUUAAAAUGAAAAGGAAUAUUUUUUGAUCAAAGCUUAAAUUUGUCUUAAUUGAAGAAAAUUGUUUAAAUAAUUGUUA